Messenger RNA from Frieseomelitta varia, 1200 nucleotides. RefSeq names its product nucleoporin Nup43. The transcript has 7 exons. NCBI's taxonomy places the organism in Eukaryota, Metazoa, Arthropoda, Insecta, Hymenoptera, Apidae. Gene Ontology annotation, cellular component: nuclear pore outer ring. Gene Ontology annotation, molecular function: protein binding. The record is from RefSeq and is a predicted model, not a curated record. The coding region runs from base 90 to 1130 and encodes 346 amino acids.
UUGACAGUCGCGUUGAACGCGCGUCCAUGUAAACGUUGAUCUUUGUUUCUAUCGCUUUUAUUCCAAAUUAAACCGUAUUUCGUAACAAAAUGAGUGAAAAUGUACAAGGAACAUUUGUAUCGGAGAAAAUUUCUAAAAUCAGAUGGAAACAUGAAGAUUUUGAAGAUGCCACUAAUUUUAUAACCGGUAGUUGGGACAACCCGGUCAAUAAAGUAACACAUUGGAUAUUUCAAACGAACGAUGAUGGUGAAUCUUAUCCGGCAGUUGUAUCAUCUUAUGCGAUUCUUGGCGACGUAACUGAAAUAAAGUUUAUUUCGAAAGAUUUUUUCGUGUUAUCCACAUCCAUAGGUACUGUUAGAUUAUUACAGAUCCAUGAAAAUCCAUAUUCUCAGUUUAAGGAACACAUGUCAUGGGAAUUUAUACAUAAAUUUGAUAAUACAAAUGAUUAUGCAUCUUGUACUGGACUCUCUACGUUCGAACAAGACAUAGUUUCAGUGGGUGAAGAUGGAAGAAUUAAUCUCCUAACAGCUGGGCAGAAGCAGCCAGUUAGAUCUAUUAAUGAUGCGGACAGUUGUUCUAUAUAUUGUAUUGAUUUCUUAAGACAUAAUGAAAUACUUACAGGAAAUUUAAGGGGACAUAUGAAAGUAUGGGAUUUAAGAAAUGAUCAAGAUCUUCCUGCUACAACGUUCAUGCUUUCUGACCAAUCAAAAACAGAAGCUACAAGUAUUGCUCAUCAUCCAACUCAGAGACAUAUUGUUGUGGCUGGUGGUGGUGAUGGCAGCUUAACAGUCUGGGAUUUAAGGCAUAAUACAUAUCCAAUGUCUCAGCUCAAUGCUCAUGCUAAAGCUGUAAGUGAAAUACUUUUUCAUCCUGAUAGACCUGAAAAUCUAUUCACUUGCUCGGCAAGCGGUGAAUUAUGGCAUUGGAAUAAUACUCAACAUUCCAAACUAAGUUUAGAUCCUACAAAUACACAUUGGUUAAAUACAAUUGGUACAAAUGGUAAAGUUAAUGUAACGUCGCUUUGUAAUGCUAUGCACAAGCCAAUAAAUAGUAUUGAUAUUGAUAGAUCAACAUUACUUUUUGGAUGUGAUAAUGAAGCAAUAUAUGUUGUUAGGAAUAUAACUGUUUAAUGACUGUAUUAUCCUAAUUAUAUUUUUUCUAAUUGUAAUAUACCAAAAAUAAAUAUCUUUUUUAUCUUAA